CUGUUCCUGUAACCAUUAUGACUUUGCAAAAAUUUGAAGGCCGUUAACUGUUUUAUUUUAUUUUUUUUAAAAAGGCGUCUUUACAACUCAUCCUUCCUGGACUGAUUAUAUUAGCAGCAGACACGAGAAGACGUCCUGAAAUUAAAACUUAAUGUAUACAGCUGUAUAGUUGUAGGUACUGGUGACGCAUAUGACCCACUGACUUUUAUAUACAGUCACUGAUAUGACCUCAACAAACAUUUAAUUCUCCCAGCAUGCAAUUCCUCCUCCAUCUGUUUCACUUUCACUUGCUGACGCUGCGUGCACAAGACGACACGGUGAGAGGAUUUCCUGCUUACGUUGCCACCAUGUUAGCAGCUCCUCUCCUGCUGCUGCUUGUUUCCUUUUCUCCCUCAUCAGGAGCGCAGCUGCCAGAUAAAAGCCAAGGUAAGGAGACCCCUGUAGCCACCAAUGGCCAGCCGUUCCCCUGGGACCGCAUGAGGCUUCCCAAAACCGUCUUCCCCCUCCACUAUGACCUGACCAUUCAUCCCAACCUCACCACCCUCGACUUUACCGGCGUCGCCCGUAUCCAGCUGGAUGUGCGGGAAGACACCAGCACCGUUGUUCUCCAUGCCAAGCAGAUGCAGAUAUCCAAUGUGCUGCUCCUGGCACCUGAAGGUGUGAGACCUCUCCAGGUUUUGGAGUAUCCUCGUUUCCACCAGCUCGCCUUGCUGUCAGACAAGGUGUUGACCAAGGGUAGGAAGUACGAAAUUCAGCUGGAGUUUGCUGCCAACUUGUCUGACAGCUAUCAUGGUUUCUACAAGAGCAGCUACCGCACCAGCAGUGGAGAAGUCCGGUUUCUGGCGUCCACGCAGUUUGAAGCGACCUUUGCCCGAGGAGCAUUCCCCUGUUUUGACGAGCCUGCCUUCAAGGCCAACUACACCAUCCGGAUUAUACGAGAGCCACGCCACAUAGCCAUAUCCAACAUGCCCAAGGUGAAAACAGUGGAGUUGCCGGGUAAUUUACUCGAGGAUCACUUUGACACGACUGUAAAGAUGAGCACGUACUUGGUGGCCUAUAUUGUGUCUGACUUCCUGUCUGUGAGCAAGACCACCCAGCACGGUGUCAAGAUUUCAGUCUAUGCUGUACCUGAGAAGAUCGACCAGACAGCCUAUGCUCUGGAUGCUGCCGUCAAGCUGUUGGACUUCUACGAUGACUACUUUGAUAUUCCCUACCCACUACCCAAACAGGAUCUGGCUGCUAUCCCCGACUUCCAGUCAGGUGCGAUGGAGAACUGGGGGCUGACCACCUACAGAGAGUCGGGUCUUCUGUUCGACCCUGACAAGUCCUCAGCUUCAGACAAACUGGGUAUCACCAAGGUUAUCGCCCAUGAGCUCGCCCACCAGUGGUUUGGGAACUUGGUGACGAUGGAGUGGUGGAAUGACUUGUGGCUCAACGAGGGUUUUGCCAAGUUCAUGGAGUUUAUUUCUCUUGACAUCACCUACCCUGAGCUGCACGUGGAUGACUUCUUUUUGGGAAAGUGUUUUGAGGCCAUGGAGGUAGAUGGCCUCAGCUCCUCCCACCCAAUCUCCACUCCUGUGGAAAACCCCACACAGAUCCAGGAGAUGUUCGACGAUGUGUCGUACGACAAGGGGGCAUGUGUUCUGAAUAUGCUACGAGAUUUCCUGACACCUGAGGCCUUCGAGAUCGGCAUUAUCCGAUACCUCAAGCGCUACAGCUACCAAAACACUGUCAACAGCCACCUGUGGGAGAGCCUGACUAAUAUUUGCAACUCAGAUGAUCUGGAUGAAGGCGGAAUGAAACACAAAGAAUUCUGCUCCAAACGCAACCGUCAUUCUGGAGCCUCUAAAUGGUUCUCUGGUGAUGAGCUGGAUGUCCGGGCCAUCAUGGACACUUGGACACUGCAGGAGGGAUUUCCGCUGGUCACUGUGGACGUCAGAGGUCGUGAGGUUAGGCUCAGUCAGGAGCGUUACCUGAAGACAGACGACCCCUCGCUCACUGAAGGAUUCCUGUGGCAGAUCCCACUAACCUACAUGACCAGUGCCUCCAGCACCAUCCACCGCUUCCUGCUUAAGACAAAGACAGACGUCCUGUACCUACCAGAGGAAGUGGACUGGGUGAAGUUCAACGUGGACAUGAGCGGCUACUACAUGGUCCACUAUGAAGGCGAGGGGUGGAACUCUAUCAUCAAACUGCUGAAAAACAACCACACAGCCCUCAGCAGCAAUGACCGUGCCAGCCUCAUCCAAAAUGUCUUCCAGCUGGUCAGUAUCGGGAAGGUGAGGCUGGACACGGCUCUGGAGUUGUCCCUGUACCUGUCCAGAGAGACUGAAAUCAUGCCUGUUACUCAGGGCUUUGGAGAGCUUGUACCUCUCUACAAACUGAUGGAGAAGAGAGACAUGGCGGCUCUGGAGAACCAGAUGAAGGAUUACAUUGUGGAUCUGUUCCGGGGUUUGAUUGACCAGCAGAAGUGGUCCGACUCUGGUUCAGUGUCAGAGCGAGUGCUGAGGAGCUACCUGCUGCUGUUCGCCUGCGUCAGGAACUACGCUCCCUGUGUGACCAAAGCCACCCAGCUCUUUAACAAGUGGAAGGACUCUGAUGGCACCAUGAGCCUCCCUGUUGACAUCACCAUGGCUGUGUUUGUUAUUGGGGCUCGAACACCAGAGGGGUGGGACUUCCUGUUUGAGAAGUACCGCUCUUCGCUCCAAAUGUCUGUCAAGAGCCGCUUGAAGAUUGCGAUGACAGUCAGCCCAAUGCAGCACAAACUCAAAUGGAUGAUGGAGCAGAGUCUUCUUGGUGAGGUGAUGAAGACUCAGGACCUCCCGGAUGUCGUCGUCUCUGUCAGCAAGAACCCCCACGGCUACAAACUAGGAUGGGACUUCCUGCGGGCCAACUGGCAUACCAUGAUCAAGAAGUUUGACCUGGGCUCCCACUCCAUAGCAUACUUGGUGACUGGGGUGACCAAUCAGUACUCUACCAGGGAGAAGCUGGAUGAGAUAAAAAGCUUCUUCAGCUCUCUGACUGAAGAGACAGGCUCAGAGAUGAGAUGCAUCCAGCAGACCUACGAGACCAUCGAGGAUAACAUCCGCUGGAUGGACACCAACCUUCCUCUGCUGCAGGCCUGGCUGAACAAACGCAACCACAGAGUUGUACAUGUUGAUUUAUAGCUCCAGGGUAAAAAAGUUUAGAGCUAUGUCGCUAAAGGCAGACAAUACCAGAGGUGUGGACUCAGGUCACAUGACUCCAGUGAAAAUCACAAAGUCACAACAAUCACAAAUGAAAUCACAAAUUUGAUGACUUCAUACUCAAAAUCAAAAAAGCCUUGCAAUUCAAUUUAACACCAGUAACCUCUGAUUUACCCUCCCCAAACACAAAGAUAGCAAAACAAACAAAAAAAAGAAUUUACUCAAACAAGAAUUACUAUGCUUUGGAUGCUGUGUCAUUUAAAUGCGUAUUAUUAGUUACCCUAAAACUGACUGUCCUGACUUGGGACUGACGUACAAUAUUUGAGACUUCUUGAGACUUACUUGUGACUUUCUUCCACCUUGGUAAAACUACAGCAUUAAACUAAAUGCUGUUUUUUUUCCAGACUCCAGAAGAUCCAAAUAGUCACUAUAGAUUUCCUCAGUAUGUGAAAAUAGCCUUAAGGAAUGCCUUAAAGAACCUCCAUGUGGUAGUAUAGGUUUGUGAAAUUGUGAAUUAUGGCAAAGGGUUCUUGAUGGAACCUCUUGGGUUCCCUUAUUGGUGUUGUCCGAGGAAGUCGUUAAUGUUUUUUCAAUGGUUUUUUUUGGAGCAUAGUUUCCUAAUGAAAGUGCUCCGCAAUAGACAGGAAUAGCCUGAACAUUUUUUGCUCAGACCUGUCUGUGUGUAUCUACUGUAUGUGUUUGUGUGCAUGUGUUUAACAUGCAUAUCUGUUAAAGUGUGUGUGUGUGUUUGUGUGUGUGUGUGUGUGUGUGUGUUUUUAUAUGCUUGCGCAUAUGUGUUAUGACUGUAAUGUGAUGACUGCAGUGCCAGACAUUGUAGAAGUUCCCACUUUUUGUGAACUACAUUUUCGUUCAUCCUGCUUUACUGCAGACAGUAACAACUUAAGUAUUGUACAGUUUUGUACAAACAGUAAAUGUUGCACAAAAGAAACAAAAGAAAAUGCACUGCACAUCAGAUAUCUAACUUUUCUCAAAUAUUUAGGUACCAGACCGUUAACCAAGUAAAACAUGAAAAACAAAACCACAAAGAUUGGACACUACUGCCUCCAGCCUUCAUGUAAAAAAUAAUGUGGGAAUAUCUACAAUGUCUACACCUGAAUGAAUUCUUUCUCUGGAAGGCAGCUAGGAAAAGAAAGAGGCACCUAAAUGCACUUAUAUUUUUGUGUGGUUCAAGGGUUGUUAUAGAAAUUGACUUAAAUAUUUUUAAAACUCAAGAGCACAGUGUUGCUCUUGCACAGGUCAGAUACUAUUUUUACACUGUUAGCUUGAUUUUCCAAUGUGGCAACAUGAAAAAAAAAUUACUACUACUGAUCCUUCUAGGCAACAUUUUAAAUUAAAUUCUCUUAUAAAUUACACAAGAAAGUGUACUGUAAAUAAUGAAUUGUUUAAUAGUUGUCCUGUAACAUCCCUCCUUUGUACAGGAUUCACAACAAUUCUGUUUUUUUUUCCUUAAGGAUUAAAUGUUGUUUUGAAUAAAAUUCAGCUUGUUAAAUA
Messenger RNA from Thunnus maccoyii (southern bluefin tuna), 4697 nucleotides. It is a transcript of the gene erap1b, whose product is annotated as endoplasmic reticulum aminopeptidase 1b. The record is from RefSeq and is a predicted model, not a curated record. Gene Ontology annotation, cellular component: cytoplasm. Lineage: Eukaryota; Metazoa; Chordata; Actinopteri; Scombriformes; Scombridae. The transcript is spliced from 19 exons. Gene Ontology annotation, molecular function: peptide binding; zinc ion binding; metalloaminopeptidase activity. Bases 255 to 3167 code for a protein of 970 amino acids. Gene Ontology annotation, biological process: proteolysis; peptide catabolic process.